This is a messenger RNA of Hydra vulgaris (swiftwater hydra), 876 nucleotides long. RefSeq lists its product as uncharacterized. NCBI's taxonomy places the organism in Eukaryota, Metazoa, Cnidaria, Hydrozoa, Anthoathecata, Hydridae. The record is from RefSeq and is a predicted model, not a curated record.
UUUCUUUGAAAAAAACAACAACAACAAAAUUGUUAUAUUUUCAGGUGCACUCUGUUACCAGAUUUUUUCAUGGCUUUUCCAAUAUUAUUGUAUUUUGGGCUUUGCGUUUAUUUACACUUCUUGGCUGCAAUUUAUAUUCAGAAAGAUUACGCAACAAAUACCUGCAUACGAAAUCACACAACUCUAGAGCUUCUACUAGCUUCAAGCUUAAAAUAUGCUUUUUUGAGUAAUCCUCCUGUGUGCGAAUCCAACGAUACAAUGCCGGUGUCCAACAGUGUAGCCACUGUUAAAAAAUCUUUUAAAAAGGGUUUAUUUGCACAUUUUGGUAUCAAAAAACUAAAAAAAAAAAAUCAUCGCGAGAAAAGACAAACGCAAGCUCCAACUUGGAGACAGCCAGCUGGAAUGCCCCAAGGAACAGUUAUUACAUAUUGCAACUCUUCUAGUUGUUGUACACCUAAAAAAACACUUAUUCCACUCGGAAACACGUACAAUCUUUGUAGAGAAUGUGUUCAUCUUGUAACUUUACCAGGAAAUUAUUCUCCUCGUAAUCACAACCAUGUCACGUGUCAAGACACCGAUUAUUAUGAAACUUGUUUGACAGGUGAAGGCUCGUGUACGACAAACACAAUGGCAAAAUCGGUGACAUUUAACAAUGCCGGUUUAUCACAAACAGUGACAUUUAUGUUUGGAGCAUCGUGUUCAUGUGAAAUUCGCACAGAUUCAAUAUUUGCAGCUUUUAUUUAGAAUUUUUCUUUAGAAAUUUAAUUAUUAUAUAAUUACUUGUAAAUACUUGAUUUUAGAUUUUUAUGAUACGUAAUGUUCUAUUGUCACUUUAAUGAUUUAAUAAUACAAUAAAAACUUUCAACAUUUGCAAGA